AUGGGCGGUCCCUUUGAAAAAAUGGCGAGGGACGUCGCCGUGCGGAUGCGGUCCAAAGUCCACAAGCAGAGUUUCAGCAACGCUGUCAUGCGGGCGCAGGAGCGUAAGUUGACUCCUGCGGGACGUCUGGCCGUUGAGCGGGUGGCGGAGCUCGUGGCGCUGCAAAAACGGCACCAACAAACAUUUGACCCCGCGCUAAGAACGGAGGCGAUGCAAAUUUUGCGCACCCUUCCACUCCUUUCCACCGACGAGGACCCUCUAUUUGUGCAGACGCAACGCGCGCUUCGCGUUGCCGCCUACUUUGACGCCGCGAGUCUUCCCGCCACCUACGCGCUCAUUAACCAGCACACCAAGAACGCCUUUCUUUUGGACGCGGUGGCCAUGUCGUCAUUCUUUUUCACUUUGUCAAGCUUGAGGCACCCGCAGACGGCGGACAUCAUCGCGAUUUUGCUGCCGCGGCUGAAAGAGGUGGCACCGGAGAUAGUUCCACGAGAGGCCGUUUAUAUUCUCCGGGUUAUGCACCGCGCCGGUGUGGGGGACGAAAAACUCACACGAAUUCUUACCGACACUGUUGUCAAGACGGUGGCUGACACUCCACUUGCGGAUGUGCGUCAAUGUGCCCUGAUGCUGGCUGAGACUUAUCCUGAAGAAGCCAAACUUGUUCUUAUCGCGGCUGAAAAACGGCUCUUUAACGAGAUUGAGCUCACUGAGGACGCAGAUGAGGUAAAGGGAAUAAUUCUAGAUGUGUGCCGAGUGGUGUCUUUGACAUGCAGCGGCCCACGUGGGCUUUUUAACAGUAUCGCACGACGCUCAAUGGAUCUGGCACCGCAGCUUACACCACUUGAUAUGGCGUAUAUCUUGAAGGCAUUUCAUAUGGGCUCGUACCGUCAUUUGCGACUAAUGCGAGUAUUGUCCUCGUCACAGGCUUCACAUCUAACAGAGUCAACUGGACCAUUGAGGGACCUCACACCAGUUGCUGUGUCCAUGACCGUGCAGGCACUGGCACACUUCUAUGUUGUGGGUUGCGAGGAGGUUGUAGUGUCGCUAGUGAACGCGGUGAUAAAUUCAUUGGAGGGACUUAAUUUUGCCCUUACGAUGGUCUCUUGUGUCCGACUUCAGUGUGUUUCACCGGGUGUUAAACAAGCCACAGACCUGCUGUGCGGUGCACCGCUACAACGAUACACUCAGCAUCCUCACAGCAUACAAGUAACAAGUCGUCUCAUUUAUGCCCUUUCACAGGCUGGUCGAUGUGUUACUGCGGAAGAAACUUCAAACCUUCAACUCUUGUUGCGGGCCGUGUUGCGGUUCCGUUCCCCUUUUCCAGAUGACACUCGGAGCUUUUUGUUGGAUGCGGUGGCCACUUUGAGUGCGGAUAGUCACUGUGUUGAUGACAAUUUGAGGAAGCUUCUUUCAAAGACUCGGGAGCGGCUGUUGCGAGUUCACAGAGAUGGUUCUGCACUUUCUUAA
Molecule: messenger RNA, 1467 nt
Organism: Trypanosoma cruzi
Lineage: Eukaryota; Euglenozoa; Kinetoplastea; Trypanosomatida; Trypanosomatidae
Exons: 1
Coding region: 1-1467 (488 amino acids)
Source: RefSeq, a predicted model, not a curated record